AAAAUGCCUGGUGUUGUCCCUAGUGAAAUCAAUGGGCUUACAAGAGGUAGUCCAUCAAAGAAAAACCGACUUUCCUUGAAGUUCUUUCAGAAAAAGGAAACGAAGAGAGCCCUGGAGUUCACUGAUUCUCAAGAAAAUGAAGAAAAGGCUUCGGAAUAUAGAGGGUCUGAAAUGUCUACAUCAACUCCCUAUAUUGCAAAUAGUGAUCAGGUUGUUCCUGCGGCACAAUCCUCACCUCUAAACUGUGAGAAGAGAGAAAAUUUGUUGCCAUUUGUGGGACUGAAUAAUCUCGGCAAUACUUGUUAUCUUAAUAGUAUACUUCAGGUGUUAUAUUUUUGUCCCGGUUUUAAGUCUGGAGUGAAGCACUUAUUUAAUAUUAUCUCAAGGAAGAAAGAUGCCCUAAAAGAUGAAGCCAAUCAUCUUGAGAUGAGAGAGAAGGGAAACUGCAAAGGAGAUUCUUUGGCAAGUUAUGAGUUGAUUUGCAGUUUACAGUCCUUGAUCAUUUCAGUUGAACAGCUUCAGGCUAGUUUCCUUUUAAAUCCAGAUAAGUACACUGAUGAGCUUGCUACUCAGCCAAGACGACUGCUUAAUACACUCAGGGAACUCAACCCUAUGUAUGAAGGAUAUUUACAGCAUGAUGCACAGGAAGUAUUACAGUGUAUUUUGGGGAACAUUCAAGAGACAUGCCAACUCCUAAGAAAAGAAGAAGUAAAAAUGGCAGAAAUAUCUACCAAAGUGGAAGAAAAACCACAUCAGAAAGAGGAAUUAAGUGAUAUGAAAAGUCUAGAGAUGGACAUUGUGAGACAUCCUGAAGACUAUAAAGAAAAACUUCCAAAAGGAAAUGGAAAAAGAAAAAGUGAUAGUGAAUUUGGUAACAUAAAGAAAAAACUUAAAGUAUCCAAGGAAUACCAAUCAUUGGAAGAAAACCAGAGACAAACCAGAUCUAAAAGAAAAGCUACAGGGGAUGUGUUAGAGAUUCCUCCUAAAAUAACCCCCAAGUACAUUUCUGAAAAUGAGAGUUCAAGAACUUCACAAAAGAAAUCAAGAGUUAAAAUAAACUGGUUAAAGUCUGCAACUAAGCAACCAAGCAUUCUUUCUAAAUUCUGCAGUCUGGGAAAAAUAAACCAAGGAUCCAAAGGACAGUCUAAGGACAACGAGGAUGAUCUUGAUGAAGAGGACCAGGGCAAAUGUGAAAAUGAUAACACAACUAAUGGUUGUGGACUUGAAUCUCCAGGGAAUAAUGUUAAACCCGAUAACAAUAAUGAAGUUAAGCCCACAAACAAAGAGCAAAUUGGUUUUGAAUUAGUAGAAAAAUUAUUUCAAGGUCAGCUGGUAUUAAGGACUCGUUGCUUAGAAUGCGAAAGUUUAACAGAAAGAAGAGAAGAUUUUCAAGACAUCAGUGUACCAGUACAAGAAGAUGAGCUUUCUAAAGUAGAGGAGAGUUCUGAAAUUUCUCCAGAGCCAAAAACAGAAAUGAAAACUUUGAGGUGGGCAAUAUCACAGUUUGCUUCAGUGGAGAGGAUUGUGGGAGAAGAUAAAUAUUUCUGUGAAAAUUGCCAUCAUUAUACUGAAGCUGAACGAAGUCUUUUGUUUGACAAAAUGCCUGAAGUUAUAACUAUACAUUUGAAGUGCUUUGCAGCUAGUGGCUUGGAGUUUGAUUGCUAUGGUGGUGGACUUUCCAAGAUCAACACUCCUUUGCUGACCCCUCUUAAAUUGUCACUAGAAGAAUGGAGCACAAAGCCUACCAACGACAGUUAUGGGUUAUUUGCGGUUGUGAUGCACAGCGGCAUUACAAUUAGUAGUGGGCAUUACACUGCUUCCGUUAAAGUCACUGACCUGAAUAGUUUGGAACUAGAUAGGGGCAAUUUUGUGGUUGACCAGAUAUGUGAAAUAGGUAGGCCAGAACCGAUGAAUGAGGAGGAGGCAAGGGGUGUGGUGGAAAAUUAUGACGACGACGAAGUAUCGAUUAGACUUAGUGGAAAUACACAGCCAACUAAAGUCUUGAGUAAAAAAAAUGUAGAAGCUAUUGGACUUCUCGGAGGACAAAAGAGCAAAGCAGAUUAUGAGCUCUAUAAUAAAGCGUCUAAUCCUGAUAAAUUUGCCAGUACAGCCUUUGGUGAAAAUAGAAGUUGUGAGACUAACAAUACUAAUGGGAUGCACGAAUCUGAUAGAAGCAAGGAAUCCAUUGACCAAACAGGCAUUAACAUUAGUGGGUUGGAAAACAAGAUUUCUUAUGUGGUGCAAAGCUUAAAGGAGUACGAGGGGAAGUGGUUGCUCUUUGAUGAUUCUGAAGUGAAGGUUACUGAAGAAAAGGAAUUUUUAAAUUCUCUUUCCCCUUCUACAUCUCCUACAUCUACCCCUUACUUGUUAUUUUAUAAGAAAUUGUAGAGCAUGUUUUCCUUGUGUACAUAUUAAACAGAUCUGGACAAAGAAAGUUGAUCACAUCAGUCUAGCUUAUCUUUUGAAGCUAUUGGAUGUUUAUUGGUCUCUAGGUUUUUAUAUAGUGAAAUUUGAAUAACUGAAAACCAUGUUAAUUUUUAGAAAUCAUUUCCUUUAGUAGAGACUAGUGAUGCAUUAGCUUCUGGGAACAAACUUGUAUGAGUUCUUCAUUGAAAUCCAAAAAAAUUGGAAGCAUUUAAACACUUUCAAGUCUACACCUAUAUUUUGUUUGCUUUUUAAAAUAAAGUGCUUGUAUUUGUAUCUCCAUAUUUUGGAGUAA
Suncus etruscus (white-toothed pygmy shrew) is the source of this 2719-nucleotide messenger RNA. Its product is annotated as ubiquitin carboxyl-terminal hydrolase 1-like. The coding region runs from base 4 to 2388 and encodes 794 amino acids. The transcript has a single exon. Gene Ontology annotation, cellular component: cytosol; nucleus. The record is from RefSeq and is a predicted model, not a curated record. NCBI's taxonomy places the organism in Eukaryota, Metazoa, Chordata, Mammalia, Eulipotyphla, Soricidae. Gene Ontology annotation, biological process: regulation of DNA repair; protein deubiquitination. Gene Ontology annotation, molecular function: cysteine-type deubiquitinase activity; cysteine-type endopeptidase activity.